GGUGUCGGACGUGGACGUUGACGAUGUCGGUCGUGGAUUGUAUCUAUUAGCGUGAAGAUGUUUGGUUCAAUGAUGCUGCCACUCUUCCAACUUCUGCUGCCAUUCUCCGUGGCUGUCCAGGACUACACAGUAUGUGAGUGGGGCUUAUAUGGUGAGCACUGCAACCUAACAUGCUCCCAGAACUGUGCCCUUCUUCCUCCACUUGAUGUUCCCUACUGUGACACUGACACAGGGAAGUGUUCUGAGGGAUGCCAGCGUGGUUGGCAUGGUGAUCUGUGUAAUCAAGACUGCAGCCGGAACUGUCUAGAACAUACAUGCAACCAUCAAACUGGGCACUGCACACUUGGCUGCAGUGGAACUAACACUGGACAUUUCUGUAAUGAUACACGAGACUGUGGUCAUGGCUGGUAUGGGGAUCUGUGUCAACAUCCCUGCAGCAUCAACUGUCUGGAGGAAAGAUGCAACCACGCAACUGGAGCCUGUAUACUUGGCUGCAGUGGGACUUACACCGGCGAGUUUUGCAACACUACAAAAGUUGUGAACAACAAGGAAGACGCAAACAGCCUGACUGACAAACAGGUUGCUGUCGCCUUGAAUGUAGCUACUGUAGUCGGAGUUACAGUCACACUCACAGUCUCAGUCAUUGUGUACUUAAGAUGGCGGAGAAGAAAGAACAGUUCCCAAGGUCCGGAUGUGGAGAAAGUGUUGAUGAAGAGAUGCAACGAUGACAGGAAAGUGAAGGAUGCCUUAGAGACCUGCGGCCGUGUGACGCUGAGUGGUGGAGGAAAGAAAACUAGGAGCGAAGUAUGGGGAUAA
Molecule: messenger RNA, 816 nt
Organism: Haliotis rufescens (red abalone)
Lineage: Eukaryota; Metazoa; Mollusca; Gastropoda; Lepetellida; Haliotidae
Product: protein draper-like
Exons: 8
Coding region: 58-816 (252 amino acids)
Source: RefSeq, a predicted model, not a curated record